This is a messenger RNA of Oppiella nova, 1617 nucleotides long. NCBI's taxonomy places the organism in Eukaryota, Metazoa, Arthropoda, Arachnida, Sarcoptiformes, Oppiidae. The record is from the annotation of a GenBank genome assembly.
AACAUUCACUGUUUGAGUGAUCACUGCAUUGAAGCACUUGAGAGACUGUCCUUGACUUCAAACUUGAGAUCUGUUAUCAUCUAUAUUAUCAUCUCUGAGCCAAUUGUUUACCACAAUAUUUGUCUGUCUUUGUGCUACAAACCAGCCAAUAGUACAUUCACACAAACUUUCCAUUGAUUGUCCUCUCAGUUGACACAAAUUCAGUUCAAUUCAAUUGUUCCUUCACUACAAGACAUACAAAACACAAAGUGAUGGCAAGUCUUAAGUUAGUGUCCAAAAUAAAUGGCAAGAAAUCGUUGGCAUCGAUGGCGCCAAUUGUCAACUCUAUAAGACAUCACCAAUGGUGGACUCAAGUAGAGAUGGGUCCGCCCGACGCUAUCCUCGGUGUGACCGAAGCCUACAAGAAGGACACAAACCCUAAGAAAAUCAAUUUAGGUGUCGGUGCCUAUCGGGACGACAACAGCAAACCAUUUCUACUGCCGUCUGUUCUCAAAGCCGAAGAGAUAUUGAGAACAAAGAAUUUGGACAAAGAAUAUCUUCCGAUCAGUGGUUUCGCUGACUUCACGACCGCAGCCGCCAAACUGGCCUUUGGGGACAACAGUCGAGUCCUGUCCGACGGAUUGAACGCGACGGUUCAGGGAAUCUCUGGAACGGGUUCUCUGAUGUUGGGCGCAAACUUCCUCAGAGACUUCCACUCGGGUCCCAAAGAGGUCUAUAUGCCGACCCCCACGUGGGGUAAUCACAUCCCUCUGUUCAAAAGGGCGGGCUUUACAGUGAAACAGUACCGAUACUAUGACCCAAAAACUUGUGGAUUUGAUUUUAACGGCGCUCUUCAAGAUAUGGCUAAAAUACCGGAGAAAUCAGUGAUUCUUCUGCACGCGUGCGCUCACAACCCGACGGGAGUCGACCCUAAAGCCGAACAAUGGAAAGAGAUAUCAAAGGUUGUGAAGCAGAGGAAUUUGUUCCCAUUCCUGGAUAUGGCUUAUCAGGGGUUCGCCACCGGAGACAUCGAUCGCGACGCCACUGCUGUCCGAAUGUUCGUCGAAGAUGGCCAUCAGAUAGCAGUCGCCCAAUCGUUCGCUAAGAAUAUGGGAUUAUAUGGCGAAAGAGUGGGUGCUUUCACUUUAGUGACCUCUUCUAAAGAGGAAACCGCACGAGUCAUGUCUCAGAUUAAGAUCAUUAUCAGACCGUUGUAUUCAAACCCUCCCGUGAAUGGCGCCAGAAUUGCAGCUCUCGUUAUGAAUGAUCCGACACUUAGGAGUCAAUGGCUUAAAGAUGUGAAAGGAAUGGCCGAUCGCAUCAUUUCUGUCCGAACAAGACUUAGAGAGGGUCUCAAACGGGAGGGCUCGACAAAGAACUGGCAGCACAUCACUGACCAGAUCGGGAUGUUCUGCUUCACUGGUAUGGACAAGGAUCAGGUCGAGCGCAUCACUAAAGAGUUCAGCGUUUAUCUCACAAAAGACGGCCGCAUUUCGAUGGCCGGCGUCACGUCCGGAAACGUCGACUAUUUAGCACAUGCUAUGUAUAGCGUCACUAAAUAAUCAUUGAAUUUGCAAUAUUUUAGACUAACUAUUAAUGAGUUAAUAAGUAUUUAAUGGUUGCAGUAAAGGACCGGUA